Helicoverpa zea (corn earworm) is the source of this 940-nucleotide messenger RNA. RefSeq lists its product as uncharacterized. The coding region runs from base 1 to 831 and encodes 276 amino acids. The record is from RefSeq and is a predicted model, not a curated record. Lineage: Eukaryota; Metazoa; Arthropoda; Insecta; Lepidoptera; Noctuidae. The transcript has 4 exons.
AUGGUUUGCUUGUGUGGGGAUAUUUCAGUUUGGAUUGCCACGUUGAUUGUUUUAUUGGAACACGAAGAAUAUCCCAGAGAAAUUCUUCUUAUUAUGUGUAUUUAUACUGCACUGGGCUUACUCGACGGUGUUGUCAAUAUUAUAUUCAUCUUCGCAGCUCAUUUGAAAAGAGUGAACCUACUGAAGAUAUCCCUCUUCUGUAACAUAGCAUUUCUUUCACUGUACAUAAUUGUCGUUCUGUAUUCGAUUGUUUCUUUAAUUUACUUAUACUAUGCGAAACGAGAUGUUAAGGGAUUGCAAGGUAUACAAGAUUCCAUAGAGUUGGUUCUAUCUGUGACGGCUAUGCCUUUCCUUAGAAUCUUAUUUGAAUUGUAUGCCUUACUGCUAUUAUGGAAUGAAAUCAAAAAGCUAACAAGAAAUGAUCGUCCAAUUAUGUUUAUGAAUCGCGCAGCUGAAGUCAGGUGCAUAAUGGAAACUGAAUUAGCUUUAAAUGACGAAGGAAAUCAAAAAGAGGACCAGGUACAAACAGCUGAGGUAGUAGUCAAAGAUAUAAGUGCUAGGACUGAUAAUUCAGAUGAAAUUAAAGGUAUUAUUGAAAGUGAGAUAAAAAUAAAUACAGAAAAAAAUGAGGAAAAAGAAAGAGAAGAUGAUGAACCUCAGUCAGAAACUGAUGAGUUAUUAGUAGAAGUAACAGAAGCUACACCGGAUAAUUUUGGGCAAAAUGUCUUUAAUAACGAUCUUUUCGAUGAUUUUGAUAUCGGGACAGCUCAGAAUCCGAAAGUGAUGGAAGAUGAUUUUGGAGGCGAAGGUUUAGGGUUUGAACCCUGGUAAACAAAGUGUGACUUGGAAAAAGUUUUAUGUUAGGUGGUUUUAAUUAAUGAAAAUGUAGUACAAAAAUUGUGUAAAAUGCCAGGCUUACUAAGUAAAAAUACAUCAAAUA